UUCUUUUUCUUUUUGCUUUCAAUUUUAGAUUGAUUUUUGACUAUGUGUCCAGUAAGUAAAAUAGUAACAUAGAACACCCUAAAAGUGCGGCGAUAAUCGCGAUAAUCAUUUUUUAUGCAAGUGCUAUUGGUGAAGCAAGCUUACACCAGAAAAAAUAAAAAUAGAUGCUUAACAAUUUGCAACUUUCUUGAAAACGCAACAGGAUUUGAUAGCACAAUUUUCUCAGCUGACUGUUGGCGCUACUGCUUUCAGUACAGUACAAAGAAGCAGCGACAACGUAGUCGACGAGGUGCAGGUGCUUAACAUCGACAAUUUUAGUUCGGACAAGGAAGGGUAUCGACAUUAUAUACAGCAGUUUACAUCUUAUGUAAAUAUUAGUAAGGAGACGGCACCAAAAUUGACACAAGACCUGCAAUACGACGAAUGGUUGAAGCUUCUGAUAGGUUUUGUAGCAAUACUUCGCCCUGAUAUCUAUGGUUGUAAAUUUUUUCAGGAUUCAAAACCAUUGCUGACGUAUUUUUAACGCCACGAUUUAUCGACGAAAAUACCAUUUGAGCAAAACUGCUUCAAUGGGAUUCGCCUAAAUUUGAAGAAAUUUGCGUUAAAGGUCUUGAUGCUUGAGGGGGCGAAGUUAGAUGCGAAAAACCUGUCGCAGGCUACGAAAAGUUCACCCAGUGGAGCGAUAAACAACAUUUUCAACAGAAAAUACCAAAUCGUCUAAAGCUUCACACAAAACUAAAGGUAGUUAUGAGCAAGUAGGCAUUGCUGCAACAGAGUGUCACUCCAGUUCAGAGUUAAAGUAUAAUUUAUGUGCAAAGUACCAAAAGUAUACAUUGCUUCUCAUUUGGAAUCGGGUGCUAACGCCUAAUAAUAAUAAAUCUAGUAAAUAAAAAAAUUCAACAAAUCGACUGAAGAGAAAUGACUCUGAUUAUGGCUUUUGAAAAUUGCUCCUAUUUACCGCAGAACUUGACCAAUCGUAUUACUAAUAAACCCCAAAUUGGAGAAUUAAUGGCCAAACUUACAUCUAUUUUUGAGCAAAAAAUUGGGUGUAUCCUUAACUUUAAAGCUUCUUUACAGUACACCGCGCCUAUUUACACCAAAGACCGUCAGAUUCUUAACGCAUUAGAAGAACGAGUUAACAAGGGGCUCGACGAAUUGGAAAAAGAAAGAAUUAUCACCACAGUGGGCAACAGUGAAUGCGUUUCACCGUUAGUGCCAAUUCCAAAGGCUACCAAAAGGCUUCAAGAAAUCGGAAUAUUUCUGCCGCCUUGAUCUUUACAAGCCUUAUUUAUUUACGAAAUUCCAAAGACAGAAUGUUUCGACAACAUCACGUACAAGUAAGACCUUCACUUAAAGCUUUUAAGAUGUGUAUUCUAUCAAAAACAAUUAGAAAUUUUGGGUCAUCGAGAGAGGUAGAACAAAGUCCAAAAAUCUGUUUCUAAAGUAAAGACAAUCGUCGAGAUGUCACAACGUCGAUUUCUUGGCGAUUUCUUACGCCAAUUAUUACGUAAAAAUCUUAUAUUGAAAUGAAACUAUUGCUUUAGUCCUCUCUAUUAUAUUCUAAGUUAUUUUACUUCGUAAUCCUAUAUUAUGUAUAUCAGGAACGUAAAUCGGGAUUAAUGCUGGUCUCACGAUGCUUCCUUGCGGUACUUCAUAGUGAACACUUUUCGUGGUACUUUUGCUAGAGCUCCCUUCCACUUAGGCCAUAAAAAAAGUUUUUUAAUUAAACUGUUAUGCUCCACCAAAUCAAAUAUCUCUGCAAAAUUAUAAAACAUGGAACCUACACCAGAGGUGUGUAACCAUUCGUAGAUGUGGUCCACAGCCUUUUCUAACACCAUUUUGAUUUUCUGUCAGUCAAUUUUUAUUGUACAGGAAUGUUACAUACUGAGUAUGCAAUCAAUUGUCGGCAAGAUAGAUAUUGGUCGGUAAGUUUCCAUCAUAUCUACUUGAGAAUGUUUUGAUAGCGAUAUAAUUUUCUACACCUUAAGUAUGUCGAGAAAAGUAAUGUUGCUUAUCGCUUCAUUGAAGAUGUAGACUACUUAAGAUACCAGUUCUCUGGAAUAUUCAAAUAUUAAAUUUUAUUUUGUCUUAUUAAAGUCACAGUGAGCAUACAAGGUUUCUUAAAAAUCUUUCAUUCCAUACUAAUAACAAUACAAACGAUAGCUUGUCAGACAGGUUGUAUAUUAUUAUAUCAGUUAUAAUUUUGUUGUGCAUGCUAUUGAAGGCCUAUAGAAAUCCCACCUUUAGCUUGCGUUACAAACGAGUGACAGCUUUUGAAAUCAUAGUAUUCCACAACAAUGACAUUGAUGUUUCUGAGACAUUUAUAUUUGAGUCACAGCCAAAUAUAGCAGGGACCUGACCAAAAGGUACCAAUAUAUACUCGACAUAAUUAUGAAGCUUCCUGGCAGUACACAUAUAUAUGAUAAAACACUACUUUCAAGGGUAUUCCAGAGCGCAUGCAGCUAUUAAGCGUAAUUACUACUGCUUCAAUACAGUUAACACUUUCGCAUACAUCACCCGAGCCACUAAUCCGUUUCUCCAAUAUAUAAAGACGUCCCAUCGUAUCCAUCAUCUCUACAACAGCGAUUGUUAUGAAACUAUGUUUAUUAUGUUCAAAGAAUUGAAGACAAUGUAGGCAAUGUUAUUACUAUUAAAGCUUUAAACCUGUUGAAUCACAAAGGUUGGUUUGUUUGAGUACAAUUGAAACGAAUGUUAGGAUUUCAAAUAAUUAUUCAUACGGCACUAGAAAGUAUGAAUAGAUCAAACUAUAUAAUUACGAUUAGGUUGGUGAAUUAACCGCAGAAUUGCCAAUUACAUCUGUCCCACUCUCUUCCACAAUCUCUCAUGGACUUGCAGUCUGUUCAACAUUUUCACGAAUAUGUUGUAACGUGGUUAAUUUAUAGCUGCGGUUUCGCUCAGGGUUUUUCAGCGGUCCGUUCCAAGUAAUUUACUCGUUGAAUUAACGGAACCUACGUAUUUUGUUGUAAGAUCGAAUAUAUAUAUGGAAUCCAAGAAGCGUACAAGAUGGCCUUAUUUGCGACGUAGCUUCGUGGUGAAAAAAAAAAAUAAAAAACACGUAUUAAGUAAGCAGCCUUGUUUUCUUUUUACCGAGGAAAACUGUGUUGCGAAAAUAAAACUGUUACGUGUGUGCUCUGUUAAUUAAUCUUCUUAGUGGUUCAGCAGGCAGUUUACCGGAUCUCUAAAGGUAAAAGUUUCCUAUGGUGCGCUUUCGUGCCGGGAGUCUGUAAGAUAAUGAUACACACUGUUAUCUUAAGGACCUCAAAGGUACCCAGCAUUGUUUACUGACUACAAUUAUGAAGUUGGUACAAAAAAAAUGAGCAAAAUGUUAAUGUUGAUUACAUGUCGAGCCCUCUUUAAACCCAGGUAUGACCUCUAUCAAUUUUAUGAAUAAAAAAAUACGCGCUACCUGCGAUUCUGCCCUGUUGCAAAUAUAUUAAUUACAAUUAAAAUUCAAAUCAACGCGUGGUGCUACAAAAAGAGAUACUCAACUUUCAAAAAUUGUAAAAAAAUUGUGUGGUUCAAAAGUUGCUGAUUCGAAAUAUACCAUUGAUUCUGAGAUUUUGUUCAAAAAAAAAGGGCUGUAGUCCCAAGUUCGCUUCAAUAAGCAGUACUUUAUUUUACUCACACGGGUAUAGCCAAGAUAAGAUAACUGGCGAACAGGCACGUAUUCUGGUCUUCAAUAAUAGGGAUAUCCUUCAUGUGUUGCUUGCACCUCUGUUCAGAAUAAUCCCCAAAAAGCAACUUCACAAUCGUGGGAGGAAAGUCAACAAAAUUAGCAGCGUAUUCACAUUGACUAAAUGGGUUCAACUGGAUGUGUGUUCCUCUGCACCACCAUCAACAUCAACAUUCGAAACGUUAUUCAGCAUAUUUGCUAAAAAUGGAUAACCAGAUGUUAUCGGUUACUGCAACUAUAUUUAAAAGAAAGGGGAGUCUUACAAUUCUUUGCCCGAAUUGCCUAAUUUUCCAAUAAGCUAUUACUCCCGGGCAUCCAGUACCAAAUAGCUUGGUCGAAAGCAAUGUCCAGACCUUAAAAAAGCACCUGGUGGCGAUGCCAAACAAUUCACCACCUAUAUCCAAAAACUUCGACAGCUACUUUUUCGAUAUAGACCAAUACCGGCACAAAAUACAAAAUGGCCUUUCAAACUGUACUUGGGAGGGUCGAAUAGAAUCCAACUAGAUACCUUAAAACUACUAUUCCUGAUGUAGAGAUCGGAAAAUUAAGCGAAGGAAGCCGUGUUCAAGCCAAAUAUUGCCCCGCAAAUAGGCCUUCGUAGAAGCUUGGUGCCAUCACUAAAAAGCUUGGUCGACUUCAUAUUCAAACGCCACAUAAAUCAGUUAAGCCUCACUAGUUAUUAUGUGUUCGCGUUAAUUUUGAUAGUGUUAUCACUUGAAGACGACAUUUAUUGAGAAAAAUGGAUGCAAUAUACAUUGAUCAAAAUAUUUUCCAUAAUUUUUAACAACAUUUCACCAUAUUUGUAGCAACAUAGCGAUAUCCUGACAAAAAAACUUAUAUUGGUUUAGCGGCAAUCCAAUCAUCGUCCCAUUUUCGUAAUUCUUCAACUUUACGGACCACAGUGUCAGUCAAGCCGUCUUGCGCUGAUCUGAACAAGUGAUAAUCAGAGGGCGCCAUGUCUGGCGAAUGAUGAAACAGUAUCACGAUAAGCUUCUAAACAUGUUUAGUGGGCUUCGGCAGUAAAUUUCUUCAAAUUAAACAACAAAAGUAAUCAAGGCCAAAAAUGCAAUUUUGAGUGGUCCAUGAUUAGCGUCGGCUAACGCUAAAUAAGUCAAUAUUAUUAGAUUCAAAAUUGCUAUGUUAGGCAGAAAAAGGUCUACAUUAUCGAAUUUAAUCGUUAUAUACACUGGUAUUUCGCAUUUCCAUUUGAUUUUUACCUGUAGAAGUAGCUUAUCAAAAUUAACGCAAACACUUAAUACAAAUGCCUGAUUAAUCAACAAGCCGACACCCCGAUC
Messenger RNA from Glossina fuscipes, 4989 nucleotides. RefSeq lists its product as uncharacterized. The transcript is spliced from 3 exons. Bases 919 to 1272 code for a protein of 117 amino acids. NCBI's taxonomy places the organism in Eukaryota, Metazoa, Arthropoda, Insecta, Diptera, Glossinidae. The record is from RefSeq and is a predicted model, not a curated record.